UACAAUAAUGCCUCACCCAAAUGCUAAAUCUCGUAUCACAUCUAACAAGAAUCAUAAUAAAGAUGGUAUCUUUGCAGCUGAACCCGAAAUUACAAAUAAUAUAGAGGAAAACAUGGACUUUCCUGAAGACUGGGAACUGUUUGAAGUAAUACAUGAAAUCAUUCAAAAUUAUGCAUUAAAAGCAAUAGAAUAG
Messenger RNA from Cetraspora pellucida, 193 nucleotides. NCBI's taxonomy places the organism in Eukaryota, Fungi, Glomeromycota, Glomeromycetes, Diversisporales, Gigasporaceae. The record is from the annotation of a GenBank genome assembly.